This is a messenger RNA of Caenorhabditis angaria, 3803 nucleotides long. NCBI's taxonomy places the organism in Eukaryota, Metazoa, Nematoda, Chromadorea, Rhabditida, Rhabditidae. The record is from the annotation of a GenBank genome assembly.
AUGUCAUUGAACCUGAAAGAGUGAGUUUUAAAGACAUUUUCCUUGAAUAAAGUUGAAUUUUAGUAUUCUGCCAGCGCCGGUUGGAGGAGAUCUCGAUUCGCAUCAGAUUCGAAGAGAUCCAUGGUUUGGUGGACGAGGAGGAGAACCAAGCACUGCUCUAGUUACAAAAGAACCACCACCUUAUGGAAAACGAUCGGGUUUUAGACCGAGAGCCCAAGAAGAUUUUGGAGAUGGUGGAGCGUUUCCAGAAAUUCAUGUUGCACAAUUUCCUCUUGGAUUAGGAGCUGAAGAUAUGAAAGGAAAGCCUGAAAAUACUUUAGCUCUUCAGUAUGGCGCAGAUGGAAAACUACAACAUGAUGCGAUUGCUAGAGUUGGACAUGCGAAAGAUAAAACUGUAUAUUCGAAAUUAUCUGAUAUGAAAGCAAAAACAUGGAAUGAAGAUGAUGAAGAUAUUCAAAAACCAGACGAUGAUGCGAUUGCUGAAGCUACUGAAAAAACAAGAAUGGCAUUGGAGAAAAUCGUAAAUUCAAAAGUCAGUUCAGCAUUGCCAGUUAGACACGCAGAAAAGCAAGCACCUGCCCAAUAUAUUCGAUAUACUCCAAGUCAACAAAAUACAGCAACCGGUUCACAUCAAAGAAUUAUUCGGAUGGUUGAAGAGCAAAAAGAUCCCAUGGAACCACCGAAAUUCAAAAUUAAUCAAAAAAUUCCACGAGCUCCGCCAUCUCCACCAGCUCCAGUUAUGCACAGUCCACCAAGAAAAAUGACUGCAAAAGAUCAGAAUGAUUGGAAAAUCCCGCCUUGUAUUUCAAAUUGGAAGAAUCCAAAAGGUUUUACAGUUGGAUUGGAUAAAAGAUUGGCUGCUGAUGGAAGAGGUUUACAACAGGUUAAUUUUUAUAUUUUAAUGUAAAUUAAAAGUUCAAAUUUCUAGACCCACAUCAAUGACAACUUCGCCAAACUCGCUGAUGCUUUAUAUAUCGCAGAUAGAAAAGCAAGAGAAGCUGUCGAAACACGUGCACAAUUAGAAAGAAGAGUUGCACAAAAUAAGAAAGCAGAACAAGAGGCAAAAAUGGCGGAUGCGGCUGCAAAAGCGCGACAAGAAAGAUCAGCAAUGCGAAGGAAUGGAGACGAUGAGGAUGAAGGUGCGAAAGAAAGAGAUGAAAUUAGAAAGGAUCGAUUGGAUGAUAUUAGAAAAGAGCGGAAUAUUGCCAGAAGUCGACCGGAUAAAGCUGAUAAACUUCGAAGGUUUGUAGAUUUUGGUGUUGAAAGUUCUGAAACUAAAUUUUGGUUUUCGCACGCAAAAAAAUUAUGGAAUUUUCCCUCUGUUAGACCAUUUUUUCAAAAAAUUUAGCCGUGAAUUGGAACUUUUUGAACUAUGACCAACAAAAUAUUUAUAUUUAUUUUUGAUAACAAAAUUUGAUGAUUGAUCUCUAUUUUUCGGAGAACAACGUGUGAUUUUUGAAACAGCUCUAAAAAUAACACGAAUAUCAUAUUGGCUUCGAAUAUCAUAAAUACCUAUUUUGCAGAGAACGCGAUCGUGACAUCUCCGAAAAAAUCGUCUUGGGACUACCGGACACAAAUAAACGAACCGGAGAUCCGCAAUUCGAUCAAAGACUUUUCGACAAAACCAAGGUUCCUUUCUUUUUUUUUUUUUCAAGAAUUUGUUAAUCGUUUUUUCCUUUUUUUUUAGGGCUUGGAUAGCGGUGCAAUGGAUGAUGACACUUACAAUCCAUAUGAUAAAGCUUGGCGUGGCGGUGACAAUGUUCAACAACAUGUUUAUAGGCCUAGUGAGUUUAUCCGAUUGAUUUUGGUGGAAUUUUAUUGAAAAAACACCUUUUGAAUGGUCCGGCAACCCAAAAAUGAAAAAAAAUGUCUAAAAUGAAAGAUAUUCAACUCUAGAUUGUCCGAAUCUAUAUGAAAAGUUACGAAUAGGCUUUCUCGAUUUUUUAGAGCUUGGGGAAAAGCUUUCGAGAAAUGAAGUUAUUUUUUCAUAGUCCUUCCAAAGCUUUUCCUCGGGCUUUAUAAAAUCGAGAAAGCCUUUUCGCAACUUUUUAUAUAGAUUCGGACCACACCUCGGCCAAAAUCGUGGUUUCCACAAUAAAAAACUGUACGCUACAUACAUAAAAUAGGUCCUCCGAGUCAGUUUUCAAAGUUAGGGUUCCUCCUUGAAAAUUUUCCAAAGUUAAACACCUUCCUCACUUUUUGAGCGAAUUUUGGUAAAUUAUCAGCAAAAAAUUGGCCAAGUUAGGCACCCUCCUCUUCAGAUUUUUGAAAAAAGUUAAGCCCCUCACCCCGAUUCAGGGGACCCAUUUUAUGUAUGGUACGCUAACUUUUUACAGUACAAAAAUUUUGAAUUUUUCAGUUUUUGUCCUCUAAAAAUUGUGAUUUUUCAAUUUUUGAUCUCUAAAAAGUGAAAUUCAGAUUUUUCCAAAAAUUGUACUCUGGCCAGCCACGGCUUGGCCGAGGUGUGAUUCGGACAAUCUAGAGUUGACUAUCUUUCAUUUUAGACCAUUUUUAUUUAUGGGUUGGCGGCCCAUUUAAAUCCAAAUUUCUGUUUCAAUUUUCUGACUCAACAGCAUUACUUGUUUCAUUGAAACCUUCUUGUAUUUUGCCCUCCGGUGAAAUAAUCCCUUUUUCUACGAAACAGAAAUAAUUGCUCUUUUUGGGUGUGGUUGAAAGAGUUACGUAUUCCUAAUUCCAACCGAAUUGAUUGAUAAUUCUCUUAUCGCACAAAACCAAAAAUAUUUAUGAAAUGCUAGGAUCGUAAAAAACAUCAGUACCAUCUCCUGGAAAACACCAAUUAUUUGCAGGUAAAAACAUCGAUAAAGACAUCUAUGGUGAUGAUUUGGACAAGAUAAUGAGCCAAAAACGAUUUGUGGCCGAUAAAGGAUUUUCGGGAGCCGAGGGAAGUAGUCGAGGAGCUGGACCUGUUCAGGUUAGUUUUGCUUUCGUGCUCUUAUCAUUUUGUGUGUCUGUUUUUUACGAUUCAUGUGGGGUCAUGAGGGAAAUGAGAAGAAGUAAUAAUGAAUCGGAAUUGGUGAUGAUUUUUGGAUGUUUGAUCAUUUUUGAAGAGGAAUUUUUGGAAUGUUUUUGGGGUUUUCUGAUGACGAGGAAAAUUUUUGUCUCAAGUAGUCACGCCUAGAAAAAUCAGAGUCAAGGACCAGCGCCUAGAGAGCAUAUCUUUCAAGUUGCCGUACCUUGAGAACAUAGUUUUCAAGCAGCCGCGCCUUGAGAACAUAUUUAUCAAGCAGCCGCGCCUUGAGAAUAUAUUUAUUAGGCAGCCGCGCCUAGAAAGCCACUUUCGAACUAUGUAUAACAAUUACAAUUCAAUUUUUUCAACACAUCUUGCCCCGAAAUAAAAACCCCAAAAUUUUAUUUCGUCGAAAAUAACGUGGCUGGCAUUUUCGGAGUACACACUUCACACUGCGUCAUUUUCGUCUCCCCCAACACACUCAAACCGUGUGUUUUGUCACCAUCUCUAAUCGGCUCAAUUUUUCAAACUCCAAAAAAUCAGAAACGUUGAAUUUCGAAACCGAUAAGACGUAUUCUAUUUCGUAACUUAUCAAUACAUAAAGUUCAGUGAUAACUGUUUUUUUCGUCAUUGAAACCUUUUUGGAUCGACUUGGAGAGUUUCAAUGAAAAAUUCAGUGGAGCUAGUAAAAAUCAAUCAAUAAAUUAUUUUGCAGUUCGAAAAGGAUCAAGAUGUGUUCGGAUUGUCGGAUUUGUUCCAAUCUUCAUCGAAAGACAAAAAACGUGGCGGAGGCGAUGAAUCGAGAGAAGAUUCGAAAAGAUCUCGACGUGACUAG